This is a messenger RNA of Seminavis robusta, 1942 nucleotides long. The record is from the annotation of a GenBank genome assembly. Lineage: Eukaryota; Bacillariophyta; Bacillariophyceae; Naviculales; Naviculaceae.
UCCCUACUGUCAAACACUCCGGUGAGGGUGACGUUUGUGUGACGACCACAAAUCCUCUUGCAAGUUGAAGUUUUUGGUCUCUUGGAAACGUAGGCCAUGGCACACUGUCAUUUCUUUUUCUUCAAAAAUCGGAGGUACCACCAUGAUGUUCCUGAUCCGUCAACCUCUGUUUCUUCUUCUGCUACUGACACAACAACUGGCUGCGGCGGUUGCCUUUUCGAUUCAGCAAGAGCGAUGGGACUACAAGGGCCAUCCCAUUGGCUAUGACCAGGCAGGGUCUGUGGAAUCUUCCUCCACCCCGAUUGUCCUCUUGAAUGGAUUUGGUGUGGGAUCCUUUCAUCAGCAUCGUCUCAUGGAACAGCUAUGUACUACUACUACCAGCCAGCGCAGUAUUUACGGUAUGGAUUAUCUCGGUCAAGGCCGAAGCUGGCCUCGAGACUGCAAUGACGGCUUUGGUACGUCCGAGCAAGACUUGCAGUACAGUGGAGACCUUUGGGUGGACCAAGCCAUUCAGUUUAUUGAGCAAGUGGUGCUUCCCAACCAAAACAACAAGCAGAACAAGAAGAAAAAACCCGUACAAAAGGUACACUUGGUGGGCAACAGUGUGGGAGGACACCUGGCCGUAUUUUUGGCGUGUCUUCGACCGGAUCUAGUAGAGUCCGUCACUCUGCUAAAUGCCACUCCUGUUUGGGGACUCAACUUGCCAGGGUGGUCGGGAUCCUUGCCAGCUCCCACCGUUCCUCGAAUUAUCGGCCGAUAUAUGUUUGACCGAAUGAGAGACUUUGGCACAAUUCGGAGAUUUCUGGAAAACUCGUACUUUUCCGAACAAGCCUACGAUGAUGAGCUGGUCCGACAAAUUCGAGAGUGUACCGAAGGGAACGGGGGGCAUGCUGCCUUUGCGUCCAUUAUGUGGUCGCCUCCUGUCAGAGCAGUCAAGGACGAAGCCGAUUCCAGCUCUGCAAAGGGUUUCUAUGAUUGUUUGGCCGCUCUGGAAUGUGAUGUACUCGUGGUCUUUGGAAAGGAUGAUCCAUGGUGCAAACCAGCAUUUGCCAAGAAAAUGCUACAAGCAUUGGAUACUCGACAACCAGACAAGGUACAUCGUUACGUCGAGCUAUCCAAUGUAGGCCACUGCCCAAACCAUGAAGCUCCUCAAGCCGUCUCGCAAUUGCUCCAAUUGUGGGUCAAUGCCGCGGAUAACCGAAGAUCGCUGCAACUUGUCAACGGGCCAACAGAGACCUUUACCGAACAAUGGGGAGACAUUACUGUGCAAGAGCUAGGAACAGACAGCAUUCCAAUGGGGCUCAUGGAUCGAGUGGCCACUGCCUUUGUGGGCUAAUAAUGAAUAGGCCGACCAAGGUAAGGAAGGGUGUGAGUUUUACUGGGUCAAAGCCAGCAUACCACCAACAGACUAGGAACUAUUAGUUAUCACUACCAAGUGCCCAGGUUAGACCAUUGGCAAGAACAGCCAACAGCAUGGCGUGAGCUUUUGGCACUAGGCCAGCUGCCCACUAUUAUUUAUGAAACUACCUGGUUUUCAGCAUCUCUGCCCCAGGGCAUGGUGAAGAGUGGGGGGGAGGAGAGUGUAUCGCAGUCCCAGCUUCCAGUUGUCAAACCACUAUGCCUUGGGAAUAUUCUCAUCUUGGGGCAGGGUAUGCUUCCUGGCACUGUGGCACUAGGGAAGGCUGACAUGAAGUUAUGUGGCAACAGCAUGGCCCAAGUGUUCAAGAGUCAGCCAUUGGACAUUAGUGAUUGACAGACCUUCCACCUUGACUUUGAUAGGAACCACCAACCGAGCAGUGAAAACUAUUAUAGAGUGUAGCUAUCGCAGUCUCAGCUUCCAGUUGUCAACCACUAUGCCAUGGGAAUAUUCUCAUCUUGGGGGUAUGGCACAGGGAAUGCUUCCAGGCACAGUGGCACUGGGGAAGGCUGACAUGAAGUUAUG